Argentina anserina (silverweed cinquefoil) is the source of this 1635-nucleotide messenger RNA. RefSeq names its product pentatricopeptide repeat-containing protein At5g08305. Gene Ontology annotation, molecular function: RNA binding; protein binding. Bases 1 to 1635 code for a protein of 544 amino acids. The transcript has a single exon. Gene Ontology annotation, biological process: RNA modification. Lineage: Eukaryota; Viridiplantae; Streptophyta; Magnoliopsida; Rosales; Rosaceae. Gene Ontology annotation, cellular component: intracellular membrane-bounded organelle. The record is from RefSeq and is a predicted model, not a curated record.
AUGUUGAAUGCCAUAUCAUUUCCCACCAAAACUCCCACCAUCAUGCAAACCAUAAUCAACAACCUUCACGAGAACUGCAAAACAAUGUCGGACCUCAAGCAAAUCCACGCUCUGCUCCUCACUUCCGGCCUCUCCCACCAACAACCCUCCACUUCCCAACUCAUCAACUUCUCAUCUCUAUCCGAUUCCGGUGACACAGACUACUCUUACCGCAUCCUCACCCACCUCCCCACCCCCACAGUAUUCGACUGGAACGCCGUCAUCCGAGGCUACUCCAAGAGCCGAAACCCUAACCGUUCGAUCUCCAUCUUCAUCAAAAUGCUGCGUCAUGGGACCUCCCCGGAUUACCUAACGUACCCUUUUCUGGCCAAAGCCUCAGCCCGGUUGCUGAAGCGUGAGCUUGGCGUAGCAAUACAUGGCCACGUUGUCAGAGGUGGGUUUGAGUCGGAUAGGUUUAUAAGUAACUCCUUGAUUCAUAUGUAUGCUACUUGUGGAGAUAUAGUGUAUGCGCGUAGAGUGUUCGAUGGAAUCUCCGUGAGGAAUUCGGUGUCGUGGAAUUCCAUGCUGGAUGGUUAUAUGAAGUGUGGCGAUGUCGUUUCGGCGAGGGAAGUGUUUGAGUUGAUGCCGGAGCGGAAUGUUGUGUCGUGGAGUUCUUUGAUUGAUGGGUACGUUAAGGAUGGGGAGUAUGGGGAGGCUUUGAGGGUGUUUGAGAGAAUGCGAGUUGUAGGGCCGAAGGCGAAUGAGGUGACUAUGGUGAGUGUAAUGUGCGCGUGUGCGCAUUUGGGUGCGCUUGAGCAAGGGAGGAAGAUGCAUUGUUAUAUGGUGGAGAAUGAACUGCCGUUAACUCUGGUGUUGCAGACAGCUCUCGUGGACAUGUAUGCGAAAUGUGGGGCGAUAGACGAGGCUGUAGGUGUUUUUCGUGGGGUUAAGUUGUGGCAGUCCGAUGUUUUGAUAUGGAAUGCAAUGAUCGGAGGGCUUGCAACUCAUGGAUUGGUCGGACAGUCGCUUGAAUUCUUUAGGGAGAUGCAGAUGAUUGGAAUUGUGCCGGAUGAGAUCACGUACUUGUGCUUGUUGAGUGCUUGCGCUCAUGGGGGGUUAGUCAAAGAAGCUUGGCAUUUCUUUGACUCUACUGGCAAACAUGGUAUGACACCCAAGUCUGAACACUAUGCUUGCAUGGUGGAUGUUUUAGCAAGAAGAGGCCAAGUUGAAGAGGCAUACCAGUUUAUAAGCCAAAUGCCUAUUGAUCCAACUCCUUCCAUGCUAGGUGCACUGCUAAAUGGGUGCACGAACCAUGGAAAAUUAGAUCUUGCAGAGGUUGUUGGGAAGAGGCUUAUUGAGAUACAGCCGAAUCACGAUGGUAGAUACGUUGGUUUGUCAAAUGUUUAUGCUGUUUCCAAGCGCUGGGAUGAUGCAGGAAGUUUAAGAAAAGCCAUGGAGAGAAGAGGGGUGAAGAAAUUCCCUGGGUUCAGUUUUGUGGAGAUACGUGGAAUCCUUCACAAAUUUAUAGCCCACGAUAAAUCAUGUCCUGAUACGGAAGAAAUUUAUGCGAUGCUGAAUGUUAUUGUAAAUGAGAUUAGAUCUGAAACUGAUUACAUAGAUCAAGAUUGCUUUCUUUAUGCAGAGGAAAAUUUGUGA